Messenger RNA from Cucumis melo (muskmelon), 1838 nucleotides. RefSeq names its product serine carboxypeptidase-like 51. The transcript is spliced from 13 exons. Gene Ontology annotation, molecular function: serine-type carboxypeptidase activity. The coding region runs from base 162 to 1574 and encodes 470 amino acids. The record is from RefSeq and is a predicted model, not a curated record. Gene Ontology annotation, biological process: proteolysis. NCBI's taxonomy places the organism in Eukaryota, Viridiplantae, Streptophyta, Magnoliopsida, Cucurbitales, Cucurbitaceae.
AAUCCCGUCCAACUAUCCAAGCAUAAAUAAAUAUCAGAAUCUCCCCUCUCUUUUUCUCCAACACUAUUUUAGGCUUUUCUUCCCCUUUUUCCUCUAAAGAAACUUCACAACACCAUUCCCUUCUACUUCUUUCACCAUUUUCUUCCUUCAUAGUUCCUCCAAUGAAUAACCAAUUCCAUCUUCUUCUUCUUUCCUUCCUCCUCUUCUUUGGCCAUCCGAUCCACGCCCGGCCCACCUCUGCCUUCCGAUCAAAUGACGGAUCUGAAGAAUGGGGAUACGUACGUGUCCGCCCCAAAGCUCAUAUGUUUUGGUGGCUUUAUCGAAGUCCAUACAGAGUUGAGAAUCCUUCCAAGCCUUGGCCAAUCAUUCUUUGGUUGCAAGGUGGCCCCGGUGCUUCGGGAGUUGGAAUUGGUAAUUUUAAAGAAGUAGGUCCACUCGACGCUUCACUUAAGCCUAGAAACUCAACCUGGCUUCACAAAGCAGACCUUUUAUUUGUGUUGUAUUUUUGGGGGAAGGAUAAUCCGGUGGGGACAGGGUACAGUUUCGUGGAGGAUACAAAUUCGCUGGUGAAAUCGGAUUUAGAAGCUGCCACGGAUUUAACGACCCUUUUACAAGCGAUUUUCAAUAGAGAUCAGACGCUUCAGAAGAGUCCGCUUUACAUUGUUGCUGAAUCCUACGGUGGAAAAUAUGCCGUCACGCUUGGGUUAUCGGCUUUAAAAGCUAUUGAAGCUGGGAGGUUAAAGCUUACACUUGGAGGGGUUGUUUUGGGUGAUAGUUGGAUUUCCCCCCAAGAUUACACGUCUUCAUGGGGACCUCUUCUGAAAGAUUUGUCAAGGCUUGACGACAUUGGAGUGGCCAAAUCAAACAGUAUUGCGAAGAGAAUUGAAGAGGAAAUAGAGAAGGGUGAGUUCGUGGCAGCUACAUCCUCGUGGAGUGAACUGGAAGAUGUGAUCAGUGCCAGCAGUAAUGGUGUGGAUUUCUAUAACUUCUUAUUGGAUUCGGGAGCGGAUUCAGUAUCGUCGGAAAGAGCAAUGGACAUAUCAAACGGCGUCGCUUCAAUGAGAAGAUAUUCAAGAUACCUCAGUUCAUUAAGAACCACAGUGGGAGGAGAUUCUAUUAACUUAUAUGAUUUGAUGAAUGGUGGCAUAAGAAAAAAAUUAAAAAUAAUCCCAGAUAAUGUGACAUGGGGUGGGCAGUCCGAAUAUGUUUUCCAAAGUCUUCAACAAGACUUCAUGAAACCAAGAAUUAAUGAGGUUGAUGAGUUGCUUGCGAAAGGAGUGGAGGUGACCAUAUACAAUGGCCAAGUGGACCUUAUAUGCUCAACCAAAGGAACUGAAGCAUGGGUUCAUAAGCUCAAGUGGGAAGGGCUUAAAGGUUUUCUAAGUACAGGAAGAGCCCCUCUAUAUUGUGGAAAUGAUAAAGAUACAACAAAAGGAUUCACAAAGUCUUACAAAAAUCUUCACUUCUAUUGGAUCCUUGGAGCUGGCCACUUUGUACCGGUUGACCAGCCGUGCAUAGCGUUAGAUAUGGUGGGAGCCACGACGCGGUCGCCGGCUGCAAUUGCACACAAGUAAACCAAUCAGGGGGAACAUGUCAAACACUGCCACACCCUUACCAUUUAAAAUAACACCAACACUAGUACAUAAAUAAUUGACCUACCAAUUUCUCUCUCUCUCUCUCUCUCUCUCUCUCUCUCUCUCUCUCUUCUUAAAUUUAAUUUUUCUUUUAAGGUACGAUUAAUUAUCAAUGAUUUUUCUUCACAUUAUUAACAAAUAAUUGAAUAUUUAAUGUGCCAAAUAUACAAAUAGUACCUACUUUCUUAUUCGGAUGGCGAGAAA